UAUGCUGGCAGCAAUACAGUAUGUGACUGUGUGUACUGGCCUUUGCUUAUGUGUGUCAGAGAGACAUCACUGCUGGAUGGUCCAACCUCGCCAGGUGACUGGGAGUCAACAACAGGAGGAUGGUGACCUCGUCAGGAAGCUGCCAAAUCCCGUCCUGGCCUCCCACCAACACAGAAACCUUCACCAAGAACUGCUCCUCUGCCACAGACGAGGUCUCCUGCCGAGAGUAAAGCCAGAGCUGCAACGUGUGCUGGAGCACAAAGUAAGAGAGCAGCACAAGCAGAGGGAGGUGGCCCUCCAUUCUCCCUCCGACUUAGAGGCGAAGCUACGCACAUGGCGGGAGAGAAUACAAGUCUGUGAGCUAGAGGAGAAGAAAAGGAACGAGAGCCUGCAGGACAUACCAGAGUUUGUCCGUGUGAGAGGAACCUUGAAGCCCGUCCAAACUUCUUCAUCAUGACAGCCCGAGCUACAGGAGCACAGGUUCCUAUGCUAUUGUUAGCCUUCAGGAGGAUCAUCUUGAGUUGACAACUGACAGAUACUGAUAACAUGCUGCCAAAUCAAUGCCAGAAAAUGUAGAAUAUGCAGUACAAGAGAUUUGUGUUUCAGCUUGGAAAAGUCUGAAUAUAUCAGUCUUAUUUUGUGUCAUUUCCAAUACCACAAAGCAAACCUGAUGGAUCAUGGUAGCUCAGAUAGGAGUGGACUUCUUUUGUAAAGUACCAUAGUGUAAAAGGCUUCAAGUAUCAUAAUAUCUGACAUUUACAUUAUGAGCUGUGGAAAGACACAAACGUGCACAAAAAAACAGCUGUUCUUAUACUAGAAAUAUUCCUAAAUUUUCUUGCCAUAGAAAGUU
Molecule: messenger RNA, 850 nt
Organism: Lates calcarifer (barramundi perch)
Lineage: Eukaryota; Metazoa; Chordata; Actinopteri; Centropomidae
Product: protein FAM107B
Exons: 3
Coding region: 2-457 (151 amino acids)
Source: RefSeq, a predicted model, not a curated record